Molecule: messenger RNA, 6746 nt
Organism: Esox lucius (northern pike)
Lineage: Eukaryota; Metazoa; Chordata; Actinopteri; Esociformes; Esocidae
Product: mitogen-activated protein kinase kinase kinase kinase 4
Biological process (GO): protein phosphorylation
Molecular function (GO): protein kinase activity; ATP binding
Source: RefSeq, a predicted model, not a curated record
AGAGAGAGAGAGAGAUAGGCAGGGCAGAGUGUAGGGAGAAGCAGGCAAGUAGCACUGCCAGCCGCCGUAGCUCAAUAUGGAGUAGCCGCGUCGGCUAAACAGUAACGGGACUACAAAGAAAAACCUUGACUGGAUCGAAAUUACAUUAACAAGGAAUAAGAAAGCACUGUCAAUGAUGAAAUACGGCAUUGCAUAUACACAAUCAACUUGAAGGGAAUUAUAUAGACGUUGCAAUUUAUUAUUGAAAAAUGGCGAACGAGUCUCCAGCUAAAAGUCUAGUGGACAUAGACCUUGCCUCUUUGCGGGACCCCGCUGGUAUUUUUGAACUGGUGGAGGUGGUCGGCAAUGGCACCUAUGGACAAGUAUACAAGGGCCGACAUGUCAAGACAGGACAGCUGGCGGCCAUCAAGGUCAUGGACGUCACAGAGGAUGAAGAGGAGGAGAUUAAACUGGAAAUAAAUAUGCUGAAAAAGUACUCCCACCACAGAAACAUCGCCACGUAUUAUGGAGCCUUCAUCAAGAAGAGCCCCCCGGGACAUGAUGACCAGCUAUGGCUGGUAAUGGAGUUCUGUGGUGCCGGCUCCAUCACAGACCUGGUGAAGAACACCAAGGGCAACACACUGAAGGAGGACUGGAUCGCCUACAUCUCCCGUGAGAUCCUCAGGGGUUUGGCUCACCUGCAUGCUCACCAUGUGAUCCACCGUGAUAUCAAAGGCCAGAAUGUGUUGCUUACAGAGAAUGCAGAGGUUAAACUGGUGGACUUUGGUGUGAGUGCUCAGCUGGACCGGACGGUGGGCCGGAGGAACACGUUCAUCGGGACGCCCUAUUGGAUGGCGCCCGAGGUCAUCGCCUGUGACGAAAACCCAGACGCCACCUAUGACUACAGAAGUGACUUGUGGUCUACUGGAAUCACAGCUAUAGAGAUGGCAGAGGGGGCCCCUCCGCUGUGCGAUAUGCAUCCAAUGAGAGCUCUCUUCCUCAUCCCCAGAAACCCACCCCCUCGACUCAAGUCCAAAAAAUGGUCUAAGAAGUUUUGCAGCUUCAUUGAGGGCUCCCUGGUGAAAAACUACACCCAGCGCCCCCCCACCGACCAGCUGCUGAAACACCCCUUCAUCAGGGACCAGCCCAACGAGAGGCAGGUCCGCAUCCAGCUGAAAGACCACAUCGACCGCACCAAGAAGAAAAGGGGGGAGAAAGAUGAGACGGAGUAUGAGUACAGUGGCAGUGAGGAAGAGGAGGAGGAAGCUCAGGAACAGGAGGGGGAACCCAGCUCCAUAGUGAACCAACCAGGGGAAUCCACCCUGCGUAGGGACUUCAUACGCCUGCAGCAGGAGAACAAGGAGCGCUCCGAGGCCCUGCGCAGACAGCAGCUCCUGCAGGAGCAGCAGCUCAGGGAGCAAGAGGAGUACAAGCGCCAACUGCUGGCUGAGAGGCAAAAACGCAUCGAGCAACAGAAGGAGCAGAGGAGGAGGCUGGAGGAGCAACAGCGCCGCGAGCGGGAGAUGAGGAGGCAGCAGGAGCGAGAGCAGCGCCGGCGUGAGCAGGAUACAAGAGGCGCAUGGAGGGAGGUUGAACGCCGGCGUAAAGAGGAGGAGGAGCGCAGGAGGGCCGAGGAGGAGAAGAGGAGGGCUGACCGCGAGCAGGAGUACAUCCGUCGCCAGCUGGAGGAAGAGCAGAGACACCUGGAGAUCCUUCAGCAACAGCUGCUUCAUGAACAGGCCAUGCUACUGGAGCACAAGUGGAGGGAGCUGGAGGAGCAGCGGAAGGCCCAGAAACUCCAGAAGCAACUACUACAGGAGCAGGUCUACCUACUGCUCCUCCAACAGGAGCCCAAACCACUGCAGGCAGACGCCAACAGACCUCAGUUCCCACGACAUCCGUUGCUCCCCGAAAGAGCUGAGUCCCCACAGCGACUGAACCCUGACCCCAAAGACCCUGACCCCAAAGGCCCUGACCCCAAGCCAGUCGGAGAGGCCGAUGAGAGGUACCGUAAGAACAUCCAAGGUUCUCCUCAAGCCGCCCAGGUUAAGGUCCAGCCCCCGGUUCCUCCCCGAGCAGCAGAGACCGUUGCCAAUGGAAACGCCCCUGUGGCCGCCCCACCCGCCAUGCAUCGGCCAAUGGAACCCCAGGACCUGACGGCGCUGGCUAAAGAACUGCGUGCGGUGGAAGAUGUGCCACGCCCCCACAAGGUGACAGACUACUCGUCAUCAAGUGAGGAGUCGGGGACCACGGAUGAGGACGACGACGAGGAGGUGGACCAGGAGGGAGGAGAAGAGUCUACCUCGGGACCAGAGGACACUCGUGCUGUCAGCUCUUCCAGGCUGAGCAACGGCGAGACAGAGUCUGUGAAGACUAUGAUAGUCCAUGACGAGGGCGAAGCUAACACGCCCUGUAAAGACGGCACUCUGAUUGUCAGGCCGAGCCAUUCUGCCAGCAACACCAUGCAGAAACACAAGUCCUCCUCUUCGUUCACUCCCUUCAUUGAUCCGCGCCUUCUCCAGAUCUCUCCAUCUGGUGCCGCGCUCAACAACAUGGCUUUCGGGAAUGAUGCCCGGCUGGCCGAGGCCCUGAGGGCGGACCCUUCGCGUAAGGGCUCGGUGGUCAACGUGAACCCUGUCAACACACGGCCCCAGAGUGACACGCCGGAGAUCCGCAAGUACAAGAAGAGGUUCAACUCGGAGAUCCUGUGCGCUGCACUCUGGGGAGUGAACCUGCUGGUGGGGACAGAGAGUGGUCUUAUGCUGUUGGACCGUAGCGGUCAGGGAAAGGUCUACCCCCUUAUCAGCCGACGUCGCUUCCAACAGAUGGACGUCCUUGAAGGCCUAAAUGUCCUGGUCACUAUAUCAGGCAAGAAGAACAAGCUGCGUGUGUAUUACCUGUCCUGGCUGAGGAACAAGAUCCUGCACAACGACCCAGAGGUGGAGAAGAAGCAGGGCUGGGUCACCGUGGGAGACCUGGAAGGGGCCGUGCACUACAAAGUUGUGAAAUAUGAGAGGAUUAAGUUUUUGGUUCUGGCGCUGAAGAAUUCGGUGGAAGUCUAUGCGUGGGCACCAAAGCCGUACCACAAGUUCAUGGCCUUCAAGUCGUUUGGGGACCUGGUACACAAGCCCUUGCUGGUUGACCUGACAGUGGAGGAGGGUCAGAGGUUGAAGGUCAUCUACGGCUCCAGUAAUGGAUUCCAUGCCGUGGAUGUGGACUCAGGGGCCGUCUACGACAUCUACCUACCCACGCAUAUUCAGACCAGUAUCCAGUCCCACGCCAUCAUCAUCCUUCCCAACACAGACGGGAUUGAGCUGCUGGUGUGCUACGAGGACGAGGGCGUUUAUGUCAACACCUAUGGACGCAUCACCAAAGAUGUGGUGCUGCAGUGGGGAGAGAUGCCCACCUCUGUAGCCUACAUCCGAUCCAACCAGAUAAUGGGCUGGGGGGAGAAGGCCAUAGAGAUCAGGUCUGUGGAGACUGGACACCUGGACGGGGUCUUCAUGCACAAGAGAGCCCAGAGACUCAAGUUCCUCUGUGAGAGGAACGACAAGGUGUUCUUUGCCUCGGUGCGGUCUGGGGGAGCCAGCCAGGUGUACUUUAUGACCCUUGGGCGCACCUCCCUGCUUAGCUGGUAGAAAGACCAUGACCCAUCUACUCUGGAAACUGACCAACUUCAUUUGAAAUCCGACGUUCAGUGAUGCCAACGGACAAAAGCCAACCACCUACGACCUUUCGACCCGAAGCAUCAUGCUAUAUUGAGGCUACACAUGGCAUCCAGGUGCCGUCAACCUGCCGUGAAUAUCUGAUAUGCGAACUGUAAACAAGUAAAUGUGUCAAUUGAUUAAGAAAACAAAAAUAAAAUGUGAAAGGGGGGGGGGGGUUGGGGUGCACUCUGCCCCACUUUGGUGCUCAACCGAUCGUGGACACACGUCUGUGCAAGGUCGUUUCCCUGACGGUGUGUGACCUGUGUGUUGUUCCUAGUUCCUGACUGCUAUGGGCUUGAAGUCUAUUACUAACUAGUCUCCGCAUCUUCUGCUCGUAUUUCAGGAGCCCCCUUCCCACCACCACUUUCAUUAGCGAGGGAGGGGCAGGAGGCGGAACAUACACUGUUAAUGCUACAGUAGUAUAUGUAAAUGUCUUUCUGUUUGGCUCAAUGAUUGCUGACUGCAUGGGGCCGGGGGAUGGGGGGGGAGUCAGGGAAAAGGCGGGAGCAAAGGAUCAGAGCAAAUGAGCCUAUUGGUUCUGGACUCUGUGUUGCCAUGACAAUGGCUGAUCUGGGGGCCCUAGACAUAUUUUCCCGUAAACCUGGUAGUGUCAGAAAGGACUCCGCUGAAGUUAGGGUUGACAGAGUUAAGACCGCUAACAUAUUUCUAUGGACAAGGAAUGGAGUGAAAAGGAUUUUAACGUGUUGGACUUCUGAAUUGUAUUUUUAUUAUUAUGAUUUCCUAAAAAGUGUGACUGUGAGGAGUUCAUAUUCCUUUGACCUUGUUUUAAAAAUCACAUAUGCACAUAGUGUCCAGUUGGCUUGAUUUUAUUCCAACCUGAAACACAUUGAAAUGCUGUAGGAGUACGAGGGAGGGAAUGGGUUAGGAAGAAGAAACAAACAGAAUCUAUGUAUAAUAAAAGUUCAUUUAUCCUCAUCUAUAGUUUCAGUGGUCAUGUUAGUCGAUUCCUCUGUCAAACAUGAUCCUGUAAUUGAGCGGACCAUCAAAAGUCCAGAUUGGAGGACCUGGUCCUUAUGUGAAUAGACAGAUAUAAUAAAGGUGAAUGGUGGAGAAGGUUCAGGUGAAAGUCAAGUAUGUGUGUGGUCGAUAAGGGGCCACAAGGCAAAUGGGUGUCAACGUAAGUUUUUGUAGCAGACAGGUUAUUCAUGGUAGGCAAAACUCCGUGGAGGUAGAGUCAGUGAACGGGAGGGAAACGCUGGUGUUUUAUUGUAGUUUUGAUAUCUCAGCCUUUUGUUUUUCAUUUGUAUCUUUUCAUGAAUGCAAUGCACUAAGUGUCAAGAAUGUAGAAAGAAAUAUACUGUGUGGUGGUCAAAGGCAUGAUAGUUUUGUUUGUGUUCCUUGUCACAUAAUCAAUAUGAUGUUUAAUUUCAAGUGAAUGCUAAACAAUGGAGCCUCUAUGAAAUAUGUUGAUUUUCUUUUGCUAUUGCUAAUGCUUUCUCAGAGUUGUGACUGUCUGUUUUCAAAACUCCAUGUUUUGAAGUGCAUCAGCUGGACAAAGACCAGCUUUGAGUUGAGAUUUUGCUUAGCUACAGUAGUUUCAUGUAAGGCCAAUAUGCUCACAGUAGCCUAAUCAACCUAAUUCACCAACAGGGCUUAGACUAGUGUUUACAUGCAAACAGCAUUACCAGGCUCAGCGAAGACGUGUCAAGCCCGGUAUUUCUUGUCUUUCUCAUGUAAUGUGUCAGCUUGUUAAUCAAUGGAAGGCAACACAAUGCAUCAGUUUUUUUCAAGUCAGUAUGCAGUAGUCUGGUCACCAGGACCCAGAUCACGGGUGACCUGUGACCUCUGAUUCUACAGCUCUUGUCUGAAGGUGUUGACGGAAGGCCGUUUUGGGCCCAAACUUUUUUUUUGUCCACUGUAUAAACGUAUAGUCUGUACAAAUAUGUGAAGAUGACUAUUUGAUCAACUGCAAUAUCCUCUGCCGCUGCUCUCCCACAAGAAUGUGUCUGACCUUCCAUGACUUAGGUGACAAACAAAAACAAAUAACAACAUCAACAAUAACAACAGUUUUUCUUUUUUGGGGGAUUUUCCUACUUCGAUGGAUCACUAUCUGUUUUUCAGUGGUAGAGAAUGUUCCAGGCUAUUUCAGCCAAGUAGACAGACUCUUUAUCCGACUGUCAGACUACAUGUUAGGUUAAGUUGGGUGUCUCUGCCUUUACAGUCAGACAAUGCUGUGUGCAGAGCUGCGGGAAAGAAACUGCAAAUUGUAAGUCACAGAAUUGUUACAUGAGCCACUGAUUCUUGUAUAUGGCAAAAUAAACUCGUUUAAAAAGCAGACCCCAAUGUAUUAUGUGUUGAGAAGCCCCCCAAUGUUGACCCAUUGUCUUUUUGGUUGCGUCCAGGCCUUGAUGAGUGGCAUAAGUGACUUCCAUAAGAUUACAAUUGUUGAUAUUGUUAUUAAUGGAAAACUGAACAUUUCUUUGCAAUCAGAAAAGGCAAUUGCUGAUUUUAAAAAAGUGCCAAGAAGGCAACAUUGAAAGUGUAGACACUUUUACAAAACCACUAUGUUGAAAUAAAUUUUUAAGAUCUCACUUGAAGCAUUGUAUAAGUUUUAGGCUUAGUUAAGAAGCUUAACAAUAGUUUCCGUUGUUUCUGUACGUUUCUGUACUCUGCAGUGGUUGAAUAUUAUAACGCUCAUGUUAGGUCAAGAAAAUUGCAAUGUUUACAGAGGCUGUGUUUUGUUACACUAAUGUGCAUCAUGAUAUUUAUCUUUUAUUUGAAAAUCUGUUUUGCUUUUAGUUUUGUAUUCAAUGUUAUUUUUGUCAGUAAAUCUAAAUUAUGCCUCUUCUCUUCAAAUAACCCACUCACAACACAAAGAUUACAUUUUUCAGAUAAUCCCAUGAUGUUGUCCCAGCGUUGUGGGGACAUUAUAGUGACGUAUAGUCCGUUCCCUGCAGGCUUGGAUGUCAUUCAGCCUUGGGUGUUUUUCUCCUGUGUUUCUGUCAUGCUACUCUAACUUAUGUCCUUUCUGUGUAUGACAGGAAGUCCUGUGUUUUCCUGAAGGUCUUUUUUCUUUGAAUAAACUCUUAAGUAAUUUAA